This is a messenger RNA of Spodoptera litura, 544 nucleotides long. RefSeq lists its product as uncharacterized. Lineage: Eukaryota; Metazoa; Arthropoda; Insecta; Lepidoptera; Noctuidae. The record is from RefSeq and is a predicted model, not a curated record.
AAUGAAGUCAUACUUUGACACUUACAUUCCUAAAAUGACGGCGAAGCUAUUAGUGUUGCUUGUGGUUGUGGCCGCUUUGGCCGAAGCUCAAGUCACUCAAAUCACGCUGCCAGAUGAAAACCGCAACCACAUAUCAAACCCGCUCAUUGGUUUCGGAAUAUCGAUUCCCAAAUUUUGGUUUGACAUUCUCCAAAGUUGCCACGUCAUCUACCCCAACGGAUUUACCUACGAAGUCUACCCUAACAACAACCUUCCUGCUGGUCCCAUCUCGUUCACUCCAGCUGUCCAACCUUUUACUGCUUGUGGAGUUGGUUUCCUCCACCCUCCAGAAUCUUUUAGUGGGGUUUAUGAACUGAUGUCGUUGGUUAACCAUACUGAUGCUUCGUUCACUCUGACUCGACAGCGUUUCAAUAUAGUUAUCACCAUGUCCGAACUCUGGCAAGCUGAUGACGACCAAAAAAUCUAGUCAAUUUUUCUAGUCACCGGAGAACUAUGUUUUUAAAAAACUGAUUCGGAAAUUAAAUUACAUGCUUAUUUGACUAUA